Messenger RNA from Aspergillus japonicus CBS 114.51, 1386 nucleotides. Its product is annotated as MFS general substrate transporter. Gene Ontology annotation, molecular function: transmembrane transporter activity. Gene Ontology annotation, biological process: transmembrane transport. The record is from RefSeq and is a predicted model, not a curated record. Lineage: Eukaryota; Fungi; Ascomycota; Eurotiomycetes; Eurotiales; Aspergillaceae. The transcript has 4 exons. Bases 40 to 1230 code for a protein of 396 amino acids. Gene Ontology annotation, cellular component: fungal-type vacuole membrane.
CAGCUGGCACAAGGGCCUCAGGGAGCUCCAGAUGGGGGUAUGGCCGCGUGGCUGACUGUUCUGGGUGGCUUCUGCGCUAUGUUCGUCAGCUUCGGCUGGGUCAACUGCAUGGGCAUUUUCAUCGAUUAUUACAAGACACACCAGCUGAAGGACGAGUCCACAAGCACUGUGACAUGGGUCACGUCUCUGAUGACUUUCAUGAUGUUUUUCGGGGGCCCCUUCGUCGGGAUCCUCUUCGACAACUUCGGACCCCGCUACAUCGUUCUAGCGGGCACCUUCUUCCACGUCUUCGGCCUCAUGAUGAUCUCCAUCUCUUCGGAGUACUACCAGUUCCUCCUGGCGCAGGGCCUCUGCAGCCCAAUUGGCACCAGCGCCCUCUUCCACUGCAGCAUCAACUCGAUCAGCACCUGGUUCGGGCGCCGCCGCGCGCUCGCGCUCGGCAUCGCCACCAGCGGCGCCAGCCUGGGGGGCGUGAUCCUCCCGAUCAUGCUGACCCGGCUCUUCGACCAGCUCGACUUCGGCUGGGCGGUGCGCAUCUGCGCGUUCCUGAUCCUGUUCUGCCUGGUCAUCGCCAACUGCACGCUGAAAUCGCGGCUCCAGCACCGCCGCAAGCCGUUCCACUUCCGCGACUUCGCGCGGCCCCUCCGCGAGGUCCCCUUCCUGCUCACCACCGCCGGCACCUUCUGCUUCUUCUGGGGCAUGUUCCUCCCCUUCAGCUUCAUCCCCAGCCAGGCGCAGAAGAACGGCAUGUCGGCCUCGCUAGCAUCGUACCUGAUUCCCAUCAUGAAUGCCGCUAGCACCCCAGGCCGCAUCAUCCCGCCCUACCUCGCCGACCUCUUCGGCCGCUUCAACCUGAUGAUCCUCAUGACCUUUCUGUCGGUGAUCCUCGUGCUGGGCGUCUGGCUCCCCACGCACGGCAACGUCCCCUCCAUCCUCUUCAGCGCCUUCUACGGCUUCAGCUCGGGCACCGCCGUCUCCCUGGCCCCGGCCCUCGUCGCCCAGAUCUCCGAGAUCCGCGAGAUCGGCGUCCGCAGCGGCACGUAUUUCUUCCUGGUUAGCUUCGCCGCCCUCACCGGCACGCCUAUCGCGGGCGCCCUGCUCCCGGACCCCCUGCGCGGGUCGUAUCUCAAGCUGAAUGUCUUCUGUGCGGUGGUGAUGUUCUCCGGGGUGGUGUUUUAUUGUCUCGCGAAGUUGUGGAUUAGUGAGGGGAGGGUCGUCAAGAAGGUUUGAUUAUCAUUCUCCCGGGGUGGGGGGAAGGAUGAAUGACGGGGUAAUUCAGAAGGGAGAGGGAAAAGGGAAUUUAUAGACGGUACGGGAUCAAAAUGUUGUGUCCAAUCAUCAUAUUGCUAGCUAGUAUAUGUGUGUUUAAGAGUGGGCGUAUCUCCU